Messenger RNA from Falco peregrinus (peregrine falcon), 5182 nucleotides. RefSeq names its product FYN binding protein 1 (gene FYB1). The record is from RefSeq and is a predicted model, not a curated record. The coding region runs from base 242 to 2770 and encodes 842 amino acids. Gene Ontology annotation, biological process: protein localization to plasma membrane; integrin-mediated signaling pathway; T cell receptor signaling pathway. The transcript is spliced from 19 exons. Gene Ontology annotation, molecular function: protein binding; lipid binding. NCBI's taxonomy places the organism in Eukaryota, Metazoa, Chordata, Aves, Falconiformes, Falconidae. Gene Ontology annotation, cellular component: plasma membrane.
UGAGGAGAGCAGUUUUCUCUACUGAUCAUGAUAAAGAAACCCACAAGCGACAUUCUUACGCAAACCCUCCCUGAGAAGCAGAACUCCUCUUAGCAAACCAGGCUGUUUAGGCUCUUAGACCAGGCUGUUAAGGUGAUACACGCGUGGAUUGUCACAUUGAGGGAGCCAGUUUUUCUGCCUGUAUCAAAAUAUUGGGGAGCUUUGCGGAAUCCAGGAUGUCAAGGCAGAUGUGAAAUCACUCAUGGCGAAAUUUAACAAAGGUAGCAACCCCACAGAGGAUACAUCUGGUAACAGUCGACCUUUCAAAGUCCCAGGACAAUUUAUCCAUACAGGAUUACAGACAAAGAAAGCAGCACUUGAGAAAUUUGCAAGUGAAGGAACUAUAUCUCCUCUUUCAGGACCCAGUACCCUCCACAAACCUGCUCAUCCUAAGCCUCCUCUGGCAGCCAAGCCUUCAAAUGACGAUAAAACAGAGAAGGAUCUAAAGUCCCCAUGUUUGAAACCAGUGGCACAAAGGUUUGGGGUUCAGCUUCAGCCAACUAACAGAGAAAAUGAUGGAAAAGCUGGAUGCACUAAACCCCCCACCAAAACCAGUGACCUGGCAAAAGAAGAACCAAAGCCUCUGUAUCCUAAAAUUGCAGGGAACAAGUUCCUUAACUCUGGUCCUCAUGAGAAAGAAAAAAAUCCUCUGGGGAAAAAAACAAAUUCAAAUUUUGUACCACAGGAAAGUGAGGCAAAACCAGCAUUUUCAAAAGUAACUGCAGUUAAGGAAAAGUUCAUGUCUGCAACACAAGCAAAUGAGCCCAAGCCUUCUUUCUCUAAACCACGACUUGCACAGAAACCUUCUCUCAACCAUGAGGUUACCCCCAACGAAGACACUUCUAAUAAAAAUGUGUUUCUGCAAAAAGGACUAUCAAGCCCUAGACCAAAUAUACACUCAUUUAAAGCAGCAAAGGAAAUGGAUGAAAAUAGUAACCGUGCUGCAGAAGCUGCAGGCAGUAAUUUUUUUAAUAUGGCUCUGAAACCUACUGGCCACUGGUCCAGCUUAUCUCAAGGCAAUCAUGAAAAUGUGGAGAAAAAGACUGAAGAAAAGGAAAUGAAUGCUGCCAAGAACAUCCUUCUCAACAAAACCAUCCAGGAAGAAUCAGGUUCUUCUUCUAAGUUCCGUAAAAUGAACACAGAGCUUGCUGCAGGAAGGUCAUCAGGUGGAUCUCAAGAGAAAAAGGAUGGGAACAGGAGCUCAGGACCCCCUAUGCAAAAAUCCUUGCCCCCACUGUUCAGCCUGGGCCAACCCCCACAGAAGCCCAGCAGACCCCCCAGCGUGGACCUGGAAAAGUUCCGCAAGAGGAUACCAAAAGACAGCCCUAAAAAUGAAGGUUUGAAACAGAUAGCACCUUCCUCAGCAGCACUCUCCCCACCUGUACCUCCACCACACGCAGCUAUGCAGUUAUUUCCUCCACCAGCCUCCCACCCAUCCCUGCAGGCCCCAGCAGUCCCCAGCCUGCCUCCCAGAAACAUCAAGACCGGCUCUGAAACAAAAAGUAUUCCAGACAAUGAGGAAAAUUACGAUGAUGUUGAAUUUGUUUCACAGGGUCACAGAAACACAGAGGGGGGCCAAGAAAGUGGUGGAGAGAUGUAUGAAGACAUAAAUGAUAUCAGAUCAAUGGGAAAAAAGAAGAAGUUGGAGAAGGAAGAAAAGAGAAGAAUGAACCAAGAGAAGAAAGAACAAAAGGAAAAAGAAAAGAAAGAGCAAGAAAUGAGAAAGAAGUUCAAAUUAACAGGACCCAUCAACGUCCUUCAUCAGGCACGAGCCUGUGUUGACCACAAGGGAGGGAAGAAUGAGCUGACUGUCAAACAGGGGGAUGAGAUUGAAGUCAUUCGCCUCACAGACAACCCAGAAGGAAAGUGGCUGGGCAGGAUAAAAGGCUGUUAUGGAUACAUUAAAACAACCAUGGUGGAGAUUGACUACGACUCUUUAAAAAGAAAGCAACCAGCUAUCAGACCUGCUGUGAAACAUCCAGAGAAUGACCAAGUGUAUGAUGAUGUUGGAGAGCGGGACAGUAUUAGCAGUCAGAGUGGUGGUCAAAGUGGAGCUGGAAACAUGUUCCCACCUCCUCCUUCUGAUCAAGAAAUUUAUGAUGGGAUUGAUGAUGAAGAUGCUGUAACUAGGUCUGUAUCGCAGGAUGAAGAUAAGAAUGGUAUCUGGUCCUGGGGAAUCUUGAAGAAACUAAAGGUCAAAGAUGACAAAAAGAAAAGUGUGCGAGAAAAAACAACCAAAGGCAAUGGGGCAGAAGAUAAUGGAAAUUUGUUCAUGUCUCCUUCAGCAAAGCAGCUUGGAAAAGAUUGUGGAGACAAUUAUGUUUAUGAUGACGUAGAUUCUUCAGACUUCCCUCCUCCACCGUCUGAACUCUGUUCAUCAAAAUCUGCAAACCUUGGAAAACAUAAAUCAGAUGGAAAAGAUGCAGAAAAGCUUAAAAAGAUGGAAAAAGAAGAGAAAGAGUUCAGAAAAAAGUUCAAAUUUGAAGGUGAAAUUAAAGUCCUUUAUUCUACUACCACAGUCCAGGAUUUGCCCCAGAGAAAAUGGGGAUUUAAAGACUUGCAAAUAAAACCAGGGGAGUCUCUUGAAAUUAUAGAAAGUACAGAUGAUACCAAGGUCCUGUGUAGGAAUGAAGAAGGAAAAUAUGGCUACGUUCUGAGAAGCAAUUUAGUUGAGAACGAUGGAGAGAUUUACGAUGAUAUUGGUGAUGAUUGCAUCUAUGAUAAUGAGUGAUGCAGAAUUCUAUGCAAGAGCCUCAUUGAAGAUCCAAAUCUAUUUCAGACUUUCUAAUGGUGAAAGCAAGAGAAGUCACUAAAGCUGAUCCCAAGUUAAUUGGUUACUCUCUUCUAAAUGUACAGUUAACCUGUUUUAGGAUUUCAGGGUUCUUUCAUGCCUUGCUUUCUAUGACAUCCAUAUUGCGAUUUAUCUGAGCAAUUAAAAUCCUGAAAACAUGAGCUAAAGUUAAGGUUAUAAUUUUACACUUUCUUUCCACAUUUGUGACAGUCCAUGUAAAAAACAGUUCUUUGAUUAGCUAUACCCAAAGAGGUCAGUUCAGGGCUAUGAAAGAUACUGAGGUCAACAAACCCAGGGAACAGGUUUUACUCUGGUUCUGGUCUACUAGGCACCAGAGACUGCCACUCCAGGGAGGACAGUAUCCUGAAAAGAAAUGCUUCCUUUGGUGAUAACAUCCUGUUGUGAAAACAGAAAAUCAAAAGUGAGCAUCAUAGAAGGCAGUAUAUAGCUGACCUGCCAUUCUAACUGCAAUAGCGUUAGCUACACUGACAUGUACCAUUACUGCUGAAGUUUCUUUUCCUGUGUUAAACUGAUGGUAGAAUACCAGUCUCUAAAAUUUAUUUGACCAUUUUGUAAAGUACUUUUUGAACAGUAUUAAUAGUAUGAUAGUAAUAGUGUUAUAAGUGUUACAUACAGCACUCGCAGAUUCAAACCGCAGAACAGUCUAUAGUAUAGUGUUGUUCAGAACAUUUAGGUUAAGAUUUAGUUUUCAUUUAGUUUGAAGAUUUCUCAUUUUUGUCACUAGUAAUUUAGGCAUUAAAAUGAACCCACAAACUAAUGAUAAACUGGUUGGAAAAGACUUCUAGACUAAACGUAUAUGAAUAUUUAUCAGACCAUUUUGAGAAUAUCUUUUUCUUCUAAGUAAUAUAUUUUACAUUAGACUUGGCUAAAUGGGAGUAUAGAAAUUAAACAUUUCUGUGCUUAUCCAUUGUAGAAACAACUUUCAUUCCUAAGGAUAAGUGAUGAUGCUUUUCUCUGAGUGAGCAAGUAGCAAAUCGAAGUACAAUGAAUGGAUGAAUCAAAAUAAUAAAAAUAUCACUUUGAACUUACAUAGUAGGACUCACUGGAAAUCAAAAGAUAUUUACAGUGAACUCCUAAUAAAGAGGGUGAACAUGUGCAGAAAAUGGAACAUGUAUUUGUAAUGCUUUUGCUGUACUGCAAGAUAAUCAAAAACUUGUAACAACCAACGUGGUUGGAUCAGUGCAAGUAACUCUUCUUGAUAAUCAAGUCUUCUAUAAUCCUCAAGGUAUAAGUAAGGUACACCAUGCAAGCCAGUGCAGUGCAGCAAGCUAACGAGUUUAACUUACAAACAAAAAAUUUUUUACUGUCUUGAAGUCAGUGAGUUUUGGUCUUACCUUCAGCGGAGCUGACAUUUCACCUUAGACAAGCUCCUUCUAUUGGUGGUUCAAAAUACAGUAAAACUGCAAGGAGUGGUGCAUUGCUAUGGGGAUAUCAAAUAUAAAAUUAACUGUAGAACUAAUGGCCUAUAAGCUAUUUUAUACUGUAUUUAAAAUCACCAAUAAUACACUGAAAAGCUAUAUGCAGACCUGGGUUUUCUGUUCUAUAUUUGAUAUUCAACCAGCAUCCAGGCAUACAAAUAGAAUUUUAUGUGUAAGCAUCAGCACCGAACUUUAAAAUAUGAUCUUGUAUAUUAAGUAUAAUGAAUGUGGCUUGACUAUUUGGCUGUAUUGCUGCUGGUGGUUUACUCAUUUUUCAGGAGCAUUCGAAGAGGGUAUCUGCAUCAAAUUAGUGAUAUGCCAAAGAAGUGAGAGGAACACAGGCAUUUAGAAAUAUACAACCAUUUGUCAUUAAACAAAAAGACAAACAGUUUUACGUUUUACACAGUUAAAUCUCAAAAAAAGUCUGUGUUAAAUUCUAACCUAUAUGCCCAGUCUUGUUUUAGUUUCAACUGAUAGCAGAACUUCAUGUGUUAUAGUAAGGCAAAGGAACUUUCCUUUUGAAUGUAGUUUAUCUUGUAUUAAAGGACUGCAGUAGAAAACACAAACCUCUUUUGUCUCCCUGAAAAAGAUGUUAAUUUUAUUCUUUAUGAGAUUUUUCAGUUAUACAUUCUUAAUAGCUUUUCCAUAUUCUUAGCCUUAAUGUGUUGUAGGUACUGUAUUUCCUUACUGAUUAUGCUGACUGAAUUGGUUGUAUGAUGCAUUAAAUCAACAAAAGAAAUAAUCAUAAGAUACUUUAAGCUAAAAAUCAAAUAUAAUGUGAUUGCUACUGUAAGGUACUGCACACUGAAAAAUUACUGGUAUCGUAUAUUCUUUCUUUUCAUUAUUUUACCAGUGCUGUUCACUGCCUCCAUUUAUUUCUUCUAAAUAAAAGUGUGCUUUCUGACAAGAAAUA